AUGAUCUCAUCAUUCGCUAUAAUAACCUUAAAUAUUAACAUAGAAAAUUCAAAAAUAAUACAGGUAGUUGAACCAAAUAUCACAGAAAAACUUAUAAAUGAGCUUAAAAUUAAACCUACAAACCUUUUAGAAUGGAAACGAAGGCAUUACAUAACAGGCUAUUUAAAUAAAAAUCAGAAAGUAAAAAUAUAUAUAAUAUCAGGACAAUGGUAUGGUCGAAUGGAUGUACAUCACCUCAAAUAUAAUUAUGAUGGAACUUUAAUGAAUUGUGAUGUACCAUGUAUUUGGAAUAUGACUGACUUAGGCAAUCUAACGCCUGAAGAGCUCAGAACGGCUGAUGCUUUAUUUUGUGUAGAUCAACAAAUACUACCAGAGAAGAAAUCAUGGGAAGGUCAAAAGUUUAUACAAUUAGCAGUCGAACCUUACAUUACUUGUCCAUGGUGUAUUGACAAUUUAGAAAGAUGGGAUUUUCGAUCAACAUAUAAAGAAAAUUCCGAUAUGCCUACAAGUCUCAUUCGAUCUGAUCCAAAUGGUUGGCGGAUAAAACAACCUUUUAACGUAGAAAGUCUCAAUAAAAAUUCAACUUUAAUUUCUUUCAUUGCUUCCCACUGGACUGAUUUUCGUAGAGAUUGG
Molecule: messenger RNA, 633 nt
Organism: Dentiscutata erythropus
Lineage: Eukaryota; Fungi; Glomeromycota; Glomeromycetes; Diversisporales; Gigasporaceae
Source: the annotation of a GenBank genome assembly